This is a messenger RNA of Eimeria tenella, 219 nucleotides long. Its product is annotated as SAC1 phosphoinositide phosphatase, putative. Lineage: Eukaryota; Apicomplexa; Conoidasida; Eucoccidiorida; Eimeriidae. The annotation marks the transcript as partial. The record is from RefSeq and is a predicted model, not a curated record. The transcript is spliced from 2 exons.
AUGGAAGAAGUUCUUCAGCAUAUUGGCAACGUCAGCCACACCUGGUUUGAUUUUCAUGCGGAGUGCAAGAACAUGCGGUGGGACCGCCUCAGCAAGUUGCUGCAUCAGCUGCAGCAGCAAAUCGACAGCCAGGGAUCUCUGCGGGUUUUGCUGCUGCCUGAAGAGAUAGCAGCAGCAGCAGCAGGAGACUGUCCCGUGCCUGGGUGGCAGGUGGCGCAG